AUGGGUAACCCAGACGCUCGAGAAUGGGUAACCGGGUAUAAAGUAGCCUACCUAGAGGAUGAAAGCACAGACAAGUUUAAGGUUUACCAAGAACCGUUUGGAGUCGAAAAGGUUUUCCGAGCCAACCGAAAUUCUGUGGACAAAGUGACCAAUAUGUUCAAGUCUUACAUCCAAGCCAAGAAGAUUCGAAUCAUGCCGACUACAAUUUAUAAAGCUGUUGCUCUCCGUUUUGACGUUUUAGUUUGUGCCAUUGAGUGUCAAGAUAUUCCUCUGAUAUCAGGCGACCAUAAAAUAGCAGACGAACAGCUGUCAGCUUCUUCACAGUACGAUAAUGAUCAUGGUCCGAUGAGAUCCAGAUUGAACCUACAAGCUUCUGGUGAUUUUUCUGGUGGAUGGUUGGCCGAGUUUAACGAUAAUAAACAGUAUAUUCAGGUGGAUCUAGGAGCGACAGUACAAGUUGUGGCCAUAGCGACUCAGGGAAGGAAAGAGAGAAACGAGUUCGUCAGAUCGUUCACUCUGGCUGUUUCAACAGAUGGUGUUACAUUUUAUCCCUAUUAUACAGGAUCUAAUGUUACGGUAUUUGAUGGUAAUUAUGAUGCAGGGUCUGUUAGGAAACAAUAUCUAAAAGCCCCUGUCAUGGCCGGCUAUAUUCAACUCUGGCCUGUCAGUUGGGAGAAACGAAUUGCUUUGAGAUGGGAGGUGUAUGGAUGUCCCGGUCCCCAGUCGAACUAUAAAGUUGGUUGCUAUGCAGACCGAGCCGCAGACAGAGAUUUACCUUAUGAAGCUAUAUCAGAUCCCGAGGCUGGAAUGUGGCCUCCAAUGUGUAUCCACCAUUGCUAUCUAAAGGGUUACUACUACGCUGGUCUACAGAACAGAGAUUAUUGUUAUUGUGGUAAUAGUUAUGGUAAAUAUGGUGCAGGGUUAAACUGUUCCUUACCCUGUACUAACAGAGCUAAGCUUCAGUGUGGUGGAAAAUCAGACAAUCUUGUCUACACCACUGGUUUAACGUCUGCUACUCGAGUGUGCGCUGAUGGGUGGAUGAGCUACAAUGACAGAUGUUACAUCACCUACCAGGACAAACAGACGUGGAAAGAUGCCAGGACUUUCUGUCAGGCCUCCGGAUCUGAAUUAGUUUCUAUAGCUGAUCAACAUGAGCAGGACUUUGUCAUGAGUUUACUGGCUGACGUACGAGCUGAUGUAUGGAUAGGCUUUAAUGAUCUGCAAACUGAAAUGUAUUUUGAGUGGUCGAAUGAUGAAGAGGUUCUAUACACCAACUGGAACCUGGCACAACCAGCCAACCCGUCUGGUACACAGGAGGACUGUGUAUUGUUAACUUAUAAGACAGGAGGGUGGCAAGAUGAACGCUGUGACAUCAGGAGGAAUUAUAUCUGUGAGAUGGAGAAGCAGCCCUCAGAUCUUCUGACUCAGUCGCCUCUGAUUCCUGGUUGCGACCAGGGUUGGGAUGGUUAUGAGAAUUCCUGUUAUCUGUAUGUAUUUGAACCGAGAACUUGGUCAGCUGCCGCUAGAGUUUGUAGAUCUAAUGGUGGAACGCUGCUACAAAUAUCAGACAAGUAUGAGCAAGCCUACAUCUCCAGUAAGAUGGGUUCAUUGAAAGAUUAUUAUUGGACGGACGUGACGGAUUCGGAUGUUGGAGGGACGUACAUAUUCGCUGAUGGUGGUUCACGGAUACCCCUGACUAACUGGGCUCGACAUAAACCCGACCAAAAAGGUCAAUGUGUGAGUGUUGGGACUGGUCAAACAGCUGGUCUGUGGUUCAAUAUGAACUGUACCACUAAAGCCAGCGCUGUGUGCGAGAAGCUGAAGAAGGGGGUGACAACUCUUCCACCAGUGACAACACCUGAUGCUUCUUUACCUUGUCCGGAUGGUUGGACGGCUGUGAGCAUUUGGUGCUAUCAGGUGAACAACGUGAAGUUUAAUCUACAGAGAACCUGGGGUGACGCUCAGAUCGACUGUCAACAGAAAGGAGCUCAAUUGGCCAGUUUUCACAAUCAAUCUGAUCUCGAUGCCCUUUAUACAUCCUCUCUAUCCACCGGCAAUGAUCAUUUCUGGAUUGGACUGAACGACCUGGAAGGAAAAGGAUAUGUGAAUUCUGGCGGUACCGCUGCAGAUUUAACAGCCUGGGCCACGAACGAACCUAAUAACUAUCAGGGUACGGCUGAGAAUUGUGUGGAGGUUCGAACUACUACUGGAAAGUUCAAUGAUCAAGCUUGUUCAGUCCUCAGGAACUGGAUAUGUGGUGUCAGGAAAGGCGUGACACUCCAGCCAGUUACUACGGUGAAGCCACCAACUCCUGGUCCAGCCGGAAGUUGCUCACCAAUAGGACUGGAUGACACGUGGAAAUCAUACAAUGGAAAUUGUUACCUUGUUGUCGAUGGUGCGGGAGAUACAGCAAGAUCUUGGCGGGGUGCUCGAGACUUUUGUCGACAACAGUCAGCAGAACUAUCGUCCAUUUCAACUGAACAGGAAAACCUCUUCUUAUGGUCUCAGAUUGUUAAUAUUACGUCCUACUCUGUGUGGAUCGGCCUGAAUGAGCUCAAUCCUGAUAAAGGUCCUCAAUGGUCUGAUUCCACACCGUUUAAAUACAUCAACUGGAAUCUGAAUGAACCGAAUGAUUAUCUGGGUCUCGAGGCCUGUGUUGAUAUGUUUGUAAAGAAUGGUAAAUGGAAUGAUGAACACUGUAAUCUGAAACAGGCCUUUAUUUGUAAAAGAAGUUUAUCGGGAACAACACAACCUACCCAGGCACCUGUCGUUUUACCAGGGUACUGUCCUACAGGAUUCAAUGCAUAUCGUAAUAAAUGUUUUAAGGUUUAUGGAAACAAUCGUCAAUAUCUGAACUACAGUGAUGCCAGUGCCGCCUGCAGGAAACUUGGUACUGGUUACAAUUUAGCUGCUAUUUCUAACCCACUUGAGGGAGCAUUUUUAACGACCUUGUUACCGAAUGUUUGGUGGACGAGUUGGCUAGGAAUGACUAACGUGAGAGGGUCGUUGUUCUGGGAUGAUAACGAGGAUAGUACCUAUUUUAACUGGGCACAUGGUGAACCUAGCAACAAGGGAAAAGGGCAACAAUGUGUAAUUGUAUUUGGUGAACACGGUCGGGCAGGACAGUGGGGUCAGGCUAAAUGUUCAGAUAAGAAAGGCUAUGUUUGUCAAACCUAUAAAAAGGCCUCAAUCACUACCAUUCAACCGGAAACGACGUCAUGUGAUGUAGAUAAAGGAUUUAGACCACUAAAUAAAGACUGCGUGAUAUUGAUGACAGAUCCUAAGUCUUGGGAUGAUGCUCGAACAUCCUGUAAGACUUUAAUGUCGGAUCUUGCCAGUCUCAACAACCGUUACGAACAAGCAUUCGCUUACCUGAUAGCCAACGAGAACACAAAAGGACCAUUCUGGAUAGGAUUAAACGAUAAGAGUGGAAUACACGAUGAAAUGAUAUGGAGUUUCAGAUUCUCCUUUCCUGUACCUGAUUUGACUACUGAAGAAAGCUCAAGAAAGGGUCAGUAUACGUGGAGCGACAACUGGCCAGUGACUUUCACCAACUGGGGUGAUAAUCAACCCAAUGUUACAGCUGGAACUGGGUGUGUCUCUUUCGCCUCUGACGGUUCCUGGAAAGAUGAUAAAUGUGCGACUCAAUAUCCAUAUUUCUGUAAGAAAACUACUGCUACUCCACCAGUAACACCAGCUCCGGGAACUGGUCAGUGUCCAGGAUUAUCCUAUCAGAAGAUCGGUACAGCCUGUUAUAGUUUUGAUUAUAAACCCAGAACUUUUGAUAUGGCAGUGAAAUUCUGUGCUGAGGACCAUGCUAGGUUGAUCAGUCUUCAUGAUAAUACCACCGACCUGUAUAUCUACAACUUCAUGUCUCAACAGAGCAGCUGGGCUGUUUGGUUAGGAUCUCGCCGUGCUCCUGGUGGAUCGUAUAAAUGGUUGGAUGGAAGUCCAGUGAACUAUGAGUUUUGGAAUAAAGGGGAACCAAAGAGAAACGAUAGUGGUGGCGAGGAAUUAUUAUGUGGCAUGAUGACAUCCUGGAGUAAAGGAUCAUGGACGGCCUGCCCAUGUACCAAUUGGAUGGGCACAAUCUGUCAGAGAUCCAUGAAAUAUGACAAUUCGUCCUACACCUUUCCAACAAUUGGGCCAGCGAUAACCCCUACCCCUAUGCCCGUAUCGGGACAACCCCAAACCCCAAAACUGAUCACCCCCGGUAAACCACUAACCCCUAUACCACCAACAUCAAAUUCUGGUACGAGACAACCAGCAAAUUUUAAAACAUUUACUCCCAAUAACAACCAUCCGUUUAGAUUCCCAACUGGUGUACCAAUUACACCACAACAUCAACAAGGUAACAACAAUAACAACAAUAACAACAAUAACAACAAUAACAAUCCCAGCAAAACUUCAGGAUCGGAUUUAGGCGGUGGGGCAAUAGCUGGUAUAGUAAUUGGAUCUGUAGCCGUUAUUGGAAUCUUGAUUCUGGGGGCUGUAUUUGUCUUCAAGAAGAGAGAGAGUGGUUUAACAGGAUUCGCUCGGUCAUUUUCUAACGCCCUAUAUGAAUCGGGUAACGAGAACGAAGGAGUCCAGUUUCAAUAAUCAGAGACUAGAAAAAGACAAAGUGUAAAUAGUCAAUGGCUUGGAUGUAAAAUUUGUAAUUUGUAAUAUAAAUAAAAUAUUAAAUUGUGUAACGAACCUC
Molecule: messenger RNA, 4699 nt
Organism: Lottia gigantea (owl limpet)
Lineage: Eukaryota; Metazoa; Mollusca; Gastropoda; Lottiidae
Exons: 30
Coding region: 1-4599 (1532 amino acids)
Molecular function (GO): signaling receptor activity
Source: RefSeq, a predicted model, not a curated record